AAGGUGGGCAACGACUAGGGUGUGCGGAUGGGGGCGGUUGAGGAGGCAGAGGAAUAGGAAUUAAGAGAUGCUCUGGGGAGAUAGGAAAAGAGCAGUGCCUGGGAUGGGGAAGAUCUAGGAAGAGUGGGAGGCAGCCGGGAAUGUGAGUGGAUAUCCUGGGGCAGGAAAGGCCAGAGUUAGGAGCAGAUGCCGGGGGACAUGGCCUGUGUGGCAGAUGGGGUGUAGGGGUGAACGGAUCUGCUUGCUAGAGGGGUGGAUCUGUUUUAUUAUUUAAGAGCUCAGGAUAAAGAGCGCCAAUCCUGCUGCGUUUUUAAUGACUGGGAGGUGGCGUGAAUCAUUUACACUUUGACAGGUUUUGCGGGUGACAUCUCCAGGCUGUGUCCAUCCAAAUCACUUUAUUUCCGUGAAACUGCACCCACCAAGACUGCUGAUGAGAGAGGAAGGAAGAGGAGAAAGAGAGGGAAUGGGGGCAGAGAAAAGGAAAGCCUCUGCCCGGAUUCAAGCUUUUUGUGAAAUGAAACACAUAGGGUUUUUGAAUAAAGCAGAAAAGAAGCCAGCAUUUAUUAAACAACAGGUGGUGAAUUCUUAUUCUACUAGGAAGUAGAGAAGUACUUUGUGAGUAAAAAAUAUGCCUCCCAAGUUCAAACGCCACCUAAAUGACGAUGAUGUCACUGGUUCUGUGAAAAGUGAAAGGAGAAAUCUUUUGGAAGAUGAUUCAGAUGAAGAAGAGGACUUUUUUCUAAGGGGACCAUCUGGACCAAGAUUUGGACCAAGAAAUGAUAAAAUUAAGCAUGUUCAGAAUCAGGUGGAUGAAGUUAUUGAUGUCAUGCAAGAAAAUAUUACAAAGGUAAUUGAAAGAGGGGAGAGACUAGAUGAACUACAGGACAAAUCAGAAAGUUUAUCGGAUAAUGCAACUGCUUUUAGCAACAGAUCCAAACAACUUCGAAGACAAAUGUGGUGGCGUGGAUGCAAAGUAAAAGCCAUUAUGGCUUUGGUUGCUGUUAUCCUUUUGCUAGUGAUUAUCAUUCUUAUAGUUGUGAAAUACCAUGCUUGAUUUGAUGACAGAGAUCUUCAUUAAAUAAGAUCUGGGACAAUAACAAUAAAAGAUUGCUACAUCGUUUAAAUGAAACCUAUGUAUAUAACUUUCAAAACUUCUUUUUCAAGAGACUAAGAGGAGGCAAGUAUCACUUCAAAUUGGAGCAUUGAGAAUGUCCAAUUAUCUUCUUCCCUUCUAACAAAAUGUACUUCUAAUAAUUAUGUUUAAGGCAAAAAUAACCAGCCUCUAUUUUGCCAUAUUCCAAGGAUCUAAUUUGAAACUAGAUACUUGCCAGUUCAUUAUUUGUGUAUAUAGUUAAACACUGAUGAUAUUUCAUACUUUUAUUUUAAUGGCAUAAGAACUUGAAUUACUGCCUCAAGGUGAGAGUCAGGCGGGGGGUCAGGGGGCCUGUGUAGAGUACCAGAUCAUUAUGCUGAAGGAGAUGCAUAACCAUUCUGUUUGCAAGGAGAUCAUUCUUCUCACAUUACUAUUGCUUGGCAAGCAGUUUCUACAUGUUUAUGGGUGUAACAAAAGCUAAAUGUUGUCAAUGUUGCUGCCUUCAGGUAUAACUAAAAACAUUCCAGUAAACCUAUUUUUUUACCAUAUAAGGGAAUGUAUAGUAAUAUUUUGGCAUUUGGAUUAUGGAAAUGGGAAAUAUGAACAGUGUGAAAAUCAUAGUAUAUCACCAUAAAACUGGAGAUAAUAAAAUUAUUGGAGAACGUCAUUGGAGUGUUUGAAAAUGAUCAAUAUAUAGCUGCAAAUCAUGGUCCAGUCUGUUUUCAGUUAACCUCCAGUAAGGCGGGACCAGUGAUAAUGUGAGUAGAUGAAAUCCACAGGUAAUUUAUUCCCUAUUUUUAUUUUCAUUAAUAGCUUCCCUUAACUCCAACUAGCCCUUUAACCAGAAGUGCUAAAAGUGACAAAAUUAUCUGCCUUGAAUCGAUACCUUUGCGUUCCCUUGAUCAUUUUCUGGGUGAUGCAUGUUGUACAAUAAAGUGUCGAAUCAGCCAACAACAGUGAGUAAUAAGUCAGGAGCCUAGGUAAUCUGUGUACAGAGUAAUCAGUCAGUAACUAGAUGCUGGAGGGGCAUCAUUAAUCUUGACUUGUUUUUGUAAUGAUAAGAUGUAUUGUUAACUUUAAAGUGUGCCAGCCUCCUUGUGUUGUUCAAGCAAAUCAUUGUGAAAAUACAUAGUCCAAUAAUCAUGUGUGUGGGGAGGAAGCUUUAUAAUAAAAUUGGAUAUUUUUCAGAAACUUACGUACCUGGACAUCUUGAGAGUGUAUACUCUCUAAGGAGUUUUAUAAACUCCCUAAAUUUGAUUUAAAUAGGAAAAAAAUGGUUCUGUAUAGGUUUUUAAUUUUUUUUUUUUUUUUGGUCAUUUUAAUUCAAAAUGUUUGAAACAUAGAAUCUGUUUAUGGUUUUUUUAUUUGUUUUGUUUUAAAUUCUGCAGGAUUACUACUAAGAGACAAAAUGUUCUGUUUAGAAUGGAAAGAAAUUUGAAAGGAGAGAGCAGAUUAAGAGACACUCAAGACACCUGCAAGUUAUGAAGAUCUAAAUAUAGUGGUUAAAUUUUAUAGUUUGUUAAGAGUGUUAAAAAAAGAGAUAAAGGUCUUACAUACUGUGGAGUGUUGUCUCUAGUCUUUCCACUCUUUGUAGAUUCAACUAAUGUAAACAGCUUCUGGGCUCUAGUAAAUCCUGUGAGAAAAUGGGAGACCCAAGAAAAUGAACAGUGUUAGAAUUGUUGUAGCUAAUAGUUUUAACUGCAGUGGAAAUCUUUUAACUGAGUGGGCAGAGUCAGUCCUGAUCUAUGUAUAUAUGUCCUUUAUUUGGGAUUGGCACUGGAAUCAUAAGUGGCUAAUAUCCCAUUAGUUGGUAUAGAAAUCUGAUUUCUCCAGAAUAUCAGUCAGUGAAGAUGAGGAAUAUUUCUGAAAAACAGUAUCAGCCAGAAUCCGCAUUUCCAUUGUUUCUUUUAAUAAAGUACACCACUUUUAAAGAAAUAAUUACAAGAAAUAAAAUUAUUAAAAAUUUUAAUCAUAGAAAAUAAAGAAAAUAUUUAUAUGACAAUAGUGGAUAUACAUAAUUCUAUUUGUGUUUAAAUAUACUGCUGCUGAGAUUACUGGUGGCAGACCUGUUACUCUGUCAGAACUUUGCAGUAGGGGUGGUUUGAUUCACAGUUUAUCAUUUCAUCUUUCUUGGUCUUGAUUAAUCCUGAGAUAGUUAAAAUGGCUAGCAUGUUUGUGACUUUAUUGUGGCAACCUAGGAGAAAAUAAAAACAGAAGAAAAAGUACGUUUUUCAAAUUGAUGCCAGGCCCACCUUCCUUCUCUCCCUUAAUCAUUCUUUUUCUCACUCAGCUCAGAUCAUCCUGCACUUGAGAAACGAAGCUUUACCACCAUCAAAACUAUCAUUAUUUAACAACAAUGAAGGUCAGCAAAAAAAUUGAAGUAGCUUUGCGAAUACUAGUUGAUACCUGGUGAAAUCAGGUCAUUCUGUUUUCAUAAUGCCUGAAACGGACACUUGAAGCCUAUUACCCUGCAGCAAUUUUAUGAUUAUAAUGCUGAUUAAUUGACUCCUCCUGACUAUAACUCAGUGAUACCUGUGGUCUUUUGGUUCUUAUAUCCUAGCAAAGCUCACUGGAAAUUGUCCUUCGAUUGUGUAAACUGAGGGAUUUCUGGAUUAAAGGAAAGUUCAGUAUUGAAAAUGGAACAUUAUCUAAAAUGAAGGAAGAAUAUUUAGCACACAUCAGAUAUAGAAAUAUUUUGUGCUCGUUCUCCUGUAGAUUGCUGAUUAUUAUAGUCUUUCUGUUCAAUUACUCUACAUUAGAAAAACUUCAGCAUUUUUGAUAGCAAAAGCUGGCAUCUUUCAUCUCUGUAUAGUAUGUGGAUACCCUGAAAAUGAUACAUGUACAGACUGAAGAGGCAAGAAUAAAAAGAAAUUGAAAUCUUUCAUUGCCAAUAUACUCUUAACCAUGCUUGAUGCCCUUUCAGCAUUGUUGCGCAUGCUGACUCUCUGCAUCACGUCUGUAUAUACAGUGUGAUUAGAAUGUAUGCAAGAAACUGUUUUUUACGUUGAGACUGAAUGCCAUUAGAUGUCCCUAACUGCACUGAGUCAGAGAAUUACUAAGUCCAAGAUAAUUCACUGUUCUGUUAGUCAGUUCUGUGUUUUCACAUGGAGAGGUGACUGGAGUCAACUUUAUUUUUCUGUGAGAAGUAAGAGCAUGAAUCAAUCAGAAAGCAUUCAUACAUUUAUAUUAGAAUGCAGUGUAGUGCUUACAUUUGUGCAGGAAAUUGCUACAAAGUCAUGUAAGGAUACUAUGUGUCAUGAGGAACAGGAGGUGCCCAGCUUCUCAGUCUGUCCAUGAUUGCCUUUUCCACGUUAUAGGUGAAUGGCACCAUUCCUUCGACUGGUGUAGGGCUUGGGUCUUCUUUAUAAGUUUGAUGUUGGUCUUACUCUGACUUUUUUUUGGAAAUCAAGUAGAAAAAGGGGCAGGGGACUGCAAACUCUUAUUCUGCUUCCUGCUUUAUUCUGAGAAGCUGCUUGGAACAAGUGAAUAGGAAUUAGAAGGAAAGCCUGACAGACCCAAGUAAAGGGGAGUAAAUGUAAACUUGAUCUUGUGAAAGCAAGGACCACACCAUGUUUCUGUGUCUCCCCAGCACAAAGCUGUGCACCUGGCAGGUGCUAGAUAAGUGUGUGUUGAAUGAAUGUUUAAAGAAUGGAUGUGCCUAGGAAGUCACAAAGAUGGCAGUAUGCUAGCAUGUAAGUGAGAGUUGUCUUCCAUGGUGCUCACUUAAGAGGUGACGUGAUUGACAUAUAGUGGGGCCUUUAGCAUUUACCAGGAGAUACUAGUGCCAUUCUAUAAUCAUUGAAUAUAGAAGAAUCCUGGUUUUAGAGUAUUCCAUUAGGUUCUUUGGGGAGCCCUACUGGCGCAGUGGUUAAAGCACUCACUUGCUAACUGAAAGGUUGAUGGUUUGAACCUACCAGCUGCUCUGCAGGAGAAAGAUGUAGCAGUCUGUUUCUGUAAAGAUUACAGCCUUGGAAACCGUAUGGGGCAGUUCUACUCUGUCCUGCAGGGUCGAUAUGAGUCGGAAUCGGCAAUGGGUUUAUUAGGUUCUUUACAUUUGAAGAGUGUUGAAAUCAAGUUAUCUAUUAGCUGUUUUAAGGCUACAAAGUAAAUAGCAUAAAUCAGCAGAGAUUUUGGUCAGUAAAAUGUAAGAAGUCAAACUGUAAGAGAAUUCAAGCACUUUGUUUUUUUGCCUUAGUAUAUGUAUUAUUCUACAUACCACACUCCUUUAUUUAACCAUUUUGAUAAGUGCCUUUGAUGUUUGAAGAUGUAUGAUGCGAGAUGAACUAAUGUAAAUGUCGUGUGCCCUGUUCUCUAGCUUCUCAACUGUUCAUAACCAUUUUUACCAGUGUUUCAAAGUUUAGUCCUUUGUUUUCAUAUCAGAUAUAUAUUUGUAGCCCCUCCAUAGCGAACAGUAAAAUAAACUGUUUCAUAGAAAACAAAAAUUAAGCACUUUGGCUUAUUCAGUAUGUGUUACCUGUUGCCUUAACUUCAAAGCAUAGCUUAUUGAAAAUAAAUCUGCCCAGUAAUCCCUAAUUUAAUCAUCCCUGUUUGCCAAUAAAGUACACAGAAGAAAAAAAGAAAUUGUUUUACCAAAAACUAUACCCCACACAUAACCUAUUGACAGAAUCUGUUGACAGGAGGAAUUCCUAAGUAUAAAAUCAGAGUCAUAAUGUGGAGAAAACAAUUGGUGGAGAAUGCUCAUGUUUUAUGUCAGUGCCGCCCACUUGAAAGAGGAAGGUAAUUUCUUGGCUCAUGGAUUCAGACUCAUAUGUCUCAGUCUGAAAGCUUGGCACCCCUCCCUCAGCUGCUGGGGUGCUGCCUUUAGAGGCAGCCAGAGUACUCAUUCUUUCCAACCACUCUCCACCCACACACUAGACUUUGUCUUUUUAAUAGCCAGAAAAGGUGUGGGAGGGGGAUGAUACUGGGGCAUGCUGUACCCUGAAACAGGUAGUCUUCACAAAUAAAGUGGAAUGGAGAUGGGAAGCAUCCCGAGAAUGAUUGAUAGUAUUUAAUAUAAUUUUACCAUUCAGCAUGUGAGAACCAGGCAGGAAGGUCAGAUCCCACUCACAUCCAGCAGAGUCACACUUAGUAA
Molecule: messenger RNA, 6185 nt
Organism: Trichechus manatus latirostris (Florida manatee)
Lineage: Eukaryota; Metazoa; Chordata; Mammalia; Sirenia; Trichechidae
Gene: VAMP4
Product: vesicle associated membrane protein 4
Exons: 8
Coding region: 629-1054 (141 amino acids)
Biological process (GO): SNARE complex assembly; Golgi ribbon formation; vesicle-mediated transport
Cellular component (GO): membrane; trans-Golgi network; SNARE complex
Source: RefSeq, a predicted model, not a curated record